This is a messenger RNA of Saimiri boliviensis boliviensis (Bolivian squirrel monkey), 3377 nucleotides long. It is a transcript of the gene SEMA6C, whose product is annotated as semaphorin 6C. Gene Ontology annotation, cellular component: plasma membrane. NCBI's taxonomy places the organism in Eukaryota, Metazoa, Chordata, Mammalia, Primates, Cebidae. Gene Ontology annotation, biological process: positive regulation of cell migration; axon guidance; neural crest cell migration. Gene Ontology annotation, molecular function: chemorepellent activity; semaphorin receptor binding. The record is from RefSeq and is a predicted model, not a curated record.
GGCCGCUGGGGCCGAGCCCAGAGCCCCGGGCGGUCGCAUUGUUUUCCUCCGCGCUCCGCGGCUGGACUCGGACCCAGGGCUUUCCCGACAGCGCCCCGAACCCCACAUUCGAGCACCAUCCAAUUCGGACGCUCAUCGCAGCUUGCCGGAGCCCAACCACGGAUUGCGAACUCGGCGCGGCGCGUGGCCGAGGGCCGUCCGCGGCGAUCUCGAUCCCGCUGACCCGGAUCCCGGAGCAAGUCAGAGGUUUCCUAUCCCCCUCACGCCCCCACAGGAGUCACCACCCCAGGGCCAGCAUAUGGGUGAGGGGGCACCCCCUGGGGCCUGAGCUGCCCCGCACAGGAUGCCCCGUGCCCCCCACUUCAUGCCCUUGCUGCUACUGCUGCUGCUGCUCUCGCUUCCCCAUACCCAGGCCGCCUUUCCCCAGGACCCCCUCCCUCUGUUGAUCUCUGACCUUCAAGGUACUUCCCCAUUAUCCUGGUUUCGGGGCCUGGAGGAUGAUUCUGUGGCUGCAGAGCUUGGGCUGGACUUUCAGAGAUUCCUGACCUUGAACCGGACCUUGCUAGUGGCUGCCCGGGAUCACGUUUUCUCCUUUGAUCUUCAAGCCCAAGAAGAAGGGGAGGGGCUGGUGCCCAACAAGUAUCUAACAUGGAGGAGCCAAGAUGUGGAGAACUGUGCUGUGCGGGGAAAGCUGACGGACGAGUGCUACAACUAUAUUCGUGUUCUUCUUCCCUGGGACUCCCAGACGCUCCUUGCCUGUGGAACGAACUCAUUCAGCCCUGUGUGCCGCAGCUAUGGGAUAACUUCGCUGCAGCAGGAGGGUGAGGAGCUGAGUGGGCAAGCUCGAUGCCCCUUUGACGCCACCCAGUCCAACGUGGCCGUCUUUGCAGAGGGCAGCCUGUACUCGGCCACAGCUGCGGACUUCCAGGCCAGUGAUGCUGUAGUUUACAGAAGCCUUGGGCCUCAGCCCCCACUCCGCUCCGCCAAGUACGACUCCAAGUGGCUCCGAGAGCCACACUUUGUCCAUGCCCUGGAGCAUGGAGACCAUGUCUACUUCUUCUUCCGUGAGGUCUCUGUGGAGGAUGCCCGGCUGGGGAGGGUGCAGUUCUCCCGAGUAGCCCGAGUGUGUAAACGUGACAUGGGUGGCUCGCCUCGGGCCUUGGACCGACACUGGACAUCCUUCCUGAAGCUGCGGCUCAACUGCUCUGUCCCUGGGGACUCUACCUUCUAUUUUGACGUCUUACAGGCCUUGACUGGGCCUGUGAACCUGCAUGGCCGCUCUGCUCUCUUUGGGGUCUUCACCACCCAGACCAAUAGCAUCCCUGGCUCUGCUGUCUGCGCCUUCUACCUGGAUGAGAUUGAGCGUGGGUUUGAGGGCAAGUUCAAGGAGCAGAGGAGUCUGGAUGGGGCCUGGACUCCUGUGUCUGAGGACAGGGUCCCCUCACCCAGGCCAGGAUCCUGUGCAGGAAUAGGGGGAGCUGCCUUGUUCUCCUCUUCUCGAGACCUCCCUGAUGACGUCCUGACCUUCAUCAAGGCUCACCCGCUGCUGGACCCCGCUGUGCCACCUGCCACCCAUCAGCCUCUACUCACUCUCACUAGCAGGCCCCUACUGACCCAGGUAGCUGUGGAUGGCAUGGCUGGUCCCCACAGUAACAUCACAGUCAUGUUCCUUGGCUCCAACGACGGGACAGUGCUGAAGGUGCUGCCCCCAGGUGGGCGAUCUGGGGGACCUGAGCCGAUCCUCCUGGAAGAGAUUGAUGCCUACAGCCCUGCCCGGUGCAGUGGGAAGCGGACAGCCCUAACAGCACGACGGAUCAUAGGGCUGGAGCUGGAUACUGAGGGUCACAGGCUCUUUGUGGCUUUUUCUGGCUGUAUUGUCUACCUCCCUCUCAGCCAGUGUGCCCGGCAUGGGGCCUGUCAGAGGAGCUGUCUGGCUUCUCAGGACCCAUACUGUGAAUGGCACAGCUCCAGAGGCUGUGUGGAUAUCAGGGGACCUGGUGGGACUGAUGUGGAUCGGGCUGGGAACAAGGAAUCCAUGGAGCAUGGGGACUGCCAAGACGGAGCUACUGGGAGUCAGUCUGGCCCUGGGGAUUCUGCUUAUGUGCUUCCGGGUCCUGGUCCUGACCUUGGGACCCUCAGUCCCCCCAGUGAUGCCCACCCCCGGCCCCAGUCUUCCACUCUUGGAGCUUACACUCGGGGCGUGCGUCGGGACCCGCCCCCAGCCUCAGCCUCCCGCUCCGUCCCCAUCCCACUCCUCCUGGCCAGUGUGGCCGCAGCUUUCGUCCUGGGCGCCUCAGUGUCUGGCCUCCUGGUCUCCUGUGCUUGUCGCCGCGCCCACCGACGUCGAGGCAAGGACAUCGAGACUCCGGGGCUCCCGCGCCCUCUUUCCCUCCGCAGUUUGGCCCGACUCCACGGUGGGGGCCCAGAGCCCCCGCCGCCGUCCAAGGACGGCGACGCGGUGCAGACGCCGCAGCUGUACACCACCUUCCUGCCGCCUCCCGAGGGCGUGCCCCCGCCGGAGCUGGCCUGCCUGCCCACCCCCGAGUCCACGCCGGAGCUGCCGGUCAAGCACCUGCGCGCCGCCGGGGACCCCUGGGAGUGGAACCAGAACAGGAACAACGCCAAGGAGGGCCCGGGCCGCUCUCGGGGCGGGAACGCGGGGGGCGGGCCGGCGCCCCGCGUGCUGGUGAGGCCGCCACCGCCCGGCUGUCCCGGGCAGGCGGUGGAAGUCACCACCCUGGAGGAACUGCUGCGCUACCUGCACGGCCCGCCACCGCCCAGGAAGGGGGCCGAGCCCCGACUUCCUUUAACCUCGCGGGCGCUCCCGCCGGAGCCCGCCCCCGCCCUCUUGGGCGGCCCCAGCCGCAGCCCCCGGCCCCCAGAGUGCGCCCGGCCGCUGAGGCUGGACGUGCCACCCGAGGGCAGGUGCGCCGCUGCCCCCGCCCGGCCCGCGCUCUCCGCCCCCGCUCCCCGGCUGGGCGUCGGCGGGGGCCGGAGGUUGCCUUUCUCCAGCCACCGGGCCCCCCCUGCCCUGCUCACUCGAGUCCCCUCGGGGGGUCCCUCCAGGUACUCCGGGGGGCCCGGGAGGCACCUCCUGUACCUGGGUCGGCCCGAGAGCUACCGGGGCCGCGCCCUGAAGAGGGUGGACAUGGAGAAGCCCCAGCUGUCCCCGAAGCCUCCCCUCGUCGGGCCCUCCUCCAGCCAGGCCGUCCCGAACGGCGGCCAUUUCAACUUUUAAAGGGAGCGGCCCCCGGCCUCCAGCGGAGGGCGGGCGGGGCGGGGAGUCCUCUCGGCCGCCAUCGGGACGCUCCUCAGGACGCCUCGCCGCCCCCUCGCCCCGCACCUCCAGCCUUCCCGACUCGCAGAGCCUCCCGAGG